UAUUGGACUGAUUUACAUAAGGAUCUACAACUUGGGUGGCUUACAUUGCUACUUAUACAAAGGGUCGCCGCGCUCCAUUCAAAUUACAUGAAAUCUCUUUUGUCUCCUCCCCCUUCCACUCCAAUAACAUGGAGGUAGAUUCUCAACAUGCUGAGACAUCAGCAGCAGGUGCUAAACGCCAGAGGUUGAGCCCAGAGGCCAGAAAGCUCUUGAAGGAUUUUGCCGACCAUGUUUCGAUGAAUCCGGAUUCAUUUCAAAGACAACUCUUGCUCGACCAGGUGCGACGCUUGUCGGGGUGUGGACAUGUCGAUUCCAAACACAUAACCACAUGGUUUCCGCGCUAUCGUGCCACUGUAAAGAAGAACUCGAUGAAAAACGAUGACAAUAUCCUGUUCCCGAAUUUCACGUCAGAGCAACUCGAAGUCUUAAGGCCAUUGCUGCGUAACAACCCGCUUCCGAGGAAGGAAAUGAUUGACAUCUGGGCCGCAUGUAUCAAGGCAGUGCCCGAGCAAGUGAGCCAGUGGGUCUUAUACCAUCAAGCAAAGGCCGCGCCACUGCGCGAGACCUCGGAACAGUCCAUGAGUGUAUCGCCCACCGCACCACUUCCUCAUCUUCCCACACCUGCAAGGUCGCUAUCACCUGUUCGUGCGCGUGGCAUGUCAUUGCCAUUGAUUGCAACAAAGGAGGAGCGUUCUCCGAGCUCUCCUUUAUUGGACACAUGGCCAACAUCACCUGUUUCCCAUGCAAGCUUGGCACAGGAGGAGAGUGCAGACGUGCUUGAUGAAUUGAAUCCGCCGUUUACGCGAAAGCCUUCUUCUGAAGGAUCGAGAUCUCUGCGUGAUAAUCCUGCAACGGUACCAUCUUCGGCAAUGCCAGUGCAAUUGGCAAAAGAUAUAAAUCAUGUUAUGACAUCACAUGAUCCAGCACGCAAGCGACCCUCUACACACGCAGAGUUCGAUGCCAUGUUCAAGCCAUACGAAGAGAUGAUGACGCAGUUUUUUCACAAUGUUGAGAGCGGAAAGUUGCAACAUUUGGGUUGGGAGCCUAGUGAGUUUGCAAUUACUUGGCUUGUCCAAAUCAUUGAAACAGCAUACAAUCAGAUAUAUGCAAAGCAACAUGAGUGUAUCACAGUUUAUUGAAUGCCUUGGAAACCCUUCCCUUGUAUCGUUAUUUCUGCAGUCAUCGCGUUCCUUGUGUAGCCGUUUCGCUGCCUUAUCAUUAUGUCAACAUGACAUACGUAGUAGCAUAUGAAGUCUGUUCAGCGUAUAUGGCUUCGGCAAACCAGUAUUCGUAGUGAUUAUACAAUAAUGAAGCAGAGUACUGCUGAAUAUGAAGGGCUGGCUGAACACGACGUUUUGACA
Suillus clintonianus is the source of this 1361-nucleotide messenger RNA. RefSeq lists its product as uncharacterized. Bases 129 to 1139 code for a protein of 336 amino acids. The record is from RefSeq and is a predicted model, not a curated record. Lineage: Eukaryota; Fungi; Basidiomycota; Agaricomycetes; Boletales; Suillaceae. The transcript has 4 exons.